AUUGAAUGUUAACGUAGUGUAUGUCAUGUCAUGUGUUGUCUUAACAAAUGAGUCAAUGAGUGACUGAUUGACCACUUAUUGUGACAAUUGAUUAACAAUUGAAGACAUAAUCAAACCAUUGGAUCAGAUACUCAAUUAAGUCAAUCUUUUCUGUACACCAUUUGUUUGAUCAUAACAUGUGAUGUAUUAAUGUCGAGUCAGAAGAAAUGUAUAAUUAUUUUGAUGAUCCGAUCAAUUAAUGAUAACCUCUUUAUAAGCAAUUGAUUAUUGAAGUGGUUAUCACUAGAAGAUAAUGGAUUCAAAAAGUGGUUACAAUUCGUACUCAAUUAGUGGCCAAUCGAGUCAAUCGAGUUCUUCGCCGUCCAUCGACACAAAAGACUCGUUACAUUCGUCGCCAUCCAAAUCAAUGGCAUCCAAUUCAUUGACCACUACUUCAUCCAAUGAUAAGACAAAACCAUCGAUUGGUUUACGAUCGCGAAAUGCGGUGACAAAUGCUAACAAUGCUAGCGAUAAAACAAUUACUUCAUCGGAAGUGCCUUUAAUUAUUGGUGAAACUAUUGUCGGCAAUUUGCGGGCCCGAGACGUGACUUAUUUAUGUCCGUAUUUUGGACCAAUUCGUGGGACACUUUAUGUAACAAAUUACAAGUUAUACUUUAAGAGCAAUGAGAAAGAAGCGGAGGACCUAUCGGUACCGUUGUGUUGUAUCAGUCGCAUUGAAAAGGUCGGCGGCGCCACCUCUAAGGGCGAGAACUCGUAUGGCAUAGACUUGUUGUGCAAAGAUAUGCGAAACUUAAGGUUUGCUCACAAACAGGAAAACCAUUCGCGACGGGAUGUCUUUGAGACACUAACUCAGUAUGCGUUUCCACUCUCUAAUAAGUUACCGAUGUUUGCCUACGAAUAUUCGGCCAAAUUUGCUGUUAAUGGUUGGUCUGUUUACGCACCGAUCGCUGAAUAUAAACGAAUGGGUUUACCAAACGAGAGCUGGAAGAUCACCAAAAUUAAUGAAAAAUACGAGUUAUGUGACACAUAUCCCGCAGAUCUGGCCGUUCCGUCGGCAACCAGUGAUGACUACUUAAGAUCUGUUGCUAGCUUUCGUAGUCGUGGACGUCUACCAGUGCUGAGUUGGUUGCAUCCAGAAAGUCAGGCCAGUAUUACUCGAUGUUCACAACCUCAGGUGGGAAUGACUAAUAAGCGCAGCAGAGAUGACGAGUCGUACAUUCAGAUGAUAAUGGAUGUCAAUGCACAGUCACAUAAGAUCUAUAUAAUGGACGCCCGACCCAUUGCUAAUGCUGUGGCCAACAAAGCUCGUGGCGGAGGUUAUGAAAAUGAAGAACUUUAUCGGAACGCAGAAAUCAACUUUUUGGACAUUCCUAGCAUUCAUGUGAUGCGAGAAAGUCAACGAAAACUUAAAGAAUUAUGUUUUCCUGCAAUCGGUGACGAACAGCACUGGUACUCCAAUCUAGAGGCUACCCAUUGGUUGGAACACAUCCGUACCAUUUUGUCCGGAACUUUAAGAAUUGUUGACAAAAUUGAAAACAAUAAGACAUCAGUUGUGGUUCACUGUAGUGAUGGUUGGGACCGAACCGCCCAAUUGACCAGUUUAUCGAUGCUUUUACUUGAUCCGUAUUAUAGAACAUUGAAAGGGUUUGAAGUUCUGAUUGAAAAAGAAUGGAUUAGUUUUGGCCACAAGUUUGCCCAACGUUGCGGUCACGGAGAGGACAAACACUCAGAUGAUAACCGGUCGCCAAUAUUCUUGCAAUUUAUUGACAGUGUUUGGCAAAUAACUAAACAAUUUCCAAAUGCCUUUGAAUUUAAUGAAUAUUUUUUGAUAACAAUUAUGGAUCACUUAUAUGGAUGUCUGUUCGGAACAUUCCUUUGUAACUCAGAAUAUCAGAGAUAUAAAGAAGAAGUAAAAAGUAAAACCAAGUCGUUGUGGUCUUUCACUAACAGUGAAGAAAAUAUCGAUAACUUUAAGAAUCCUUUGUAUACCAAUUAUGCCAAACAUCACGUACUGAUGCCAGUGGCAAGUAUUCGGCGCAUUCAGUUAUGGACAGCAUAUUUCUGUCGUUGGAAUCCUAAUCUUAGACCACAAGAACCAAUUCAAACGAGAAAUAAAGAAUUACUUUUAAUGCGCACCGAAAUCAAGAAAAGAGCCGAUGAUUUGCAGAAAGAAUUACAGACAAAGUUAAGCCGAAUCGGUGGAAACGGUGCCAAUAGUAAUACAUCUACCAGUGCUAAUAGUGGUGCCAAUGUAGCCAUUGCUGGCUCUUCUAAUAAUUCCGGUGUUACCACUACUACAGGAUUGGGUCGAAUAACUUCAGUCAUCUCAAUAUAAUAUUUUCAUUUAGCGUAAUAUACUUUUUUGUUCUGUUGCCUAAAAAAAAGUGGAAACUAUUUCAUUUGUAUCGACCAAAUGUUGACAAUUAUUAUGAACUCAGUGUGAAAAACAUAAUAUCAUUAAUCAACAAAAUCUAC
Messenger RNA from Oppia nitens, 2475 nucleotides. RefSeq names its product myotubularin-related protein 2-like (gene mtm). Gene Ontology annotation, molecular function: phosphatidylinositol-3,5-bisphosphate 3-phosphatase activity. The coding region runs from base 293 to 2335 and encodes 680 amino acids. Gene Ontology annotation, biological process: dephosphorylation. The record is from RefSeq and is a predicted model, not a curated record. NCBI's taxonomy places the organism in Eukaryota, Metazoa, Arthropoda, Arachnida, Sarcoptiformes, Oppiidae. The transcript has 2 exons.